GUGAAAAUCUUGCAUAGGUAAUUACAUCCGGGUAUCUUUCUCUUUCCCAGUGUCGGCCAUCACGUCUCAAGAUGGGACGUGUGAUCCGAGGACAGCGUAAAGGUGCGGGUAGCGUCUUUACUGCCCACACGAAACAUCGCAAGGGGGCUGCCAAGCUCCGAGCUCUCGACUUCGCAGAGAGACAUGGAUACAUCAAGGGUCUAGUCAAGGAUAUCAUCCAUGACCCUGGCCGUGGAGCCCCUCUGGCCAGAGUGAUGUUCAGGGAUCCUUACCGGUACAAGAAGCGCACAGAGACAUUCAUCGCUGCCGAGGGCAUGUACACCGGCAUGUUUGUGUACUGUGGCAAGAAGGCCAUCCUGAAGGUUGGAAACACCCUGCCUGUGAGUCAGAUGCCUGAGGGGACCAUCAUCUGUAACGUUGAGGAGAAGGGUGGGGACCGUGGUUCUCUGGCCCGCUGCUCCGGAAACUACGCCACCGUCAUCUCACACAACCUGGAGGCCAAGACCACCCGCAUCAGACUGCCAUCUGGAUCCAAGAAGGUGGUGGCAUCUGGCAACAGGGCUACCAUCGGUAUUGUUGCUGGAGGUGGACGUAUCGACAAGCCUAUGCUGAAGGCAGGCAGGGCGUACUUCAAGUACAAGGCCAAGAGGAAUGCCUGGCCACGUGUCCGUGGUGUGGCUAUGAACCCUGUUGAGCAUCCCCACGGUGGUGGUAACCAUCAACAUAUCGGUAUGCCCUCCACCGUCCGGAGGGACACCUCCGCUGGUCGUAAGGUCGGUCUCAUCGCUGCCCGCCGUACCGGCCGUCUGCGCGGUAGCAAGGCCACGGAGAAGGACUAGACAACACCUCUUCACAUUCUGCAAUUACCUACAGGGGAAAAUAAUAAUAAAAAAACUACAUGCCAAA
Molecule: messenger RNA, 906 nt
Organism: Branchiostoma belcheri (Belcher's lancelet)
Lineage: Eukaryota; Metazoa; Chordata; Leptocardii; Amphioxiformes; Branchiostomatidae
Product: 60S ribosomal protein L8-like
Exons: 6
Coding region: 72-839 (255 amino acids)
Biological process (GO): cytoplasmic translation
Cellular component (GO): cytosolic large ribosomal subunit; ribosome
Molecular function (GO): structural constituent of ribosome; RNA binding
Source: RefSeq, a predicted model, not a curated record